Messenger RNA from Macadamia integrifolia, 828 nucleotides. RefSeq names its product universal stress protein PHOS34-like. Bases 199 to 684 code for a protein of 161 amino acids. The transcript has 4 exons. Lineage: Eukaryota; Viridiplantae; Streptophyta; Magnoliopsida; Proteales; Proteaceae. The record is from RefSeq and is a predicted model, not a curated record.
GUUGAGUUUAGUUCCAUAUUACACUUUUUUAUGCAUACGUGUUUGUUUAUGUUUGUUUUGUACUAGCUUCGUUUUCCAACAAGUUCCACUCACCAGUUGAAGCAGUUCAAACCUCAACCCUAAGAGUCGAGGCUAAGAUCAAUAUCAGGCCCAAGAAAAAGAGAGAGAGAGAGAGAGAGAGAGCGAGAGAGAGAGAAAAUGUGUGAGCCGUCGAAGAAUAAGAAGGUGAUAGUGGUGGGGGUGGACAACAACAAGGAGAGCUUUUAUUCGCUGGAAUGGACAUUGGACAAUCUGCUCACCCCUUGUAAAUGCAACAAAAAUGAGACCCCCUUCAAGCUCAUCCUCGUCCACGUUAAGAACUUUGAUGGCCCUGGCCUCAGUAAUGAUUCCCGUACCCACGUUGAGGCCGAUCCGAAGAAGAGUACUGCAGCAGCCGUCACCAACUUGGCCAUGGACUUCUGCAAGCAAAGAUCGAUUUCUGACUACGAAGUGGAAGUAAUGGAAGGGGACGCUAAGAAUAAGCUGUGUGAGGCCGUGGAGAAGCACCAUGCUCACUUUCUUGUUGUGGGCAGCCAUGGCUAUGGUGCCAUUAAAAGGGCUAUCCUUGGGAGUGUGAGCGACUAUUGUGCGCAUCGUGCUCGUUGCAGCGUAUUGAUAGUGAAGAAACCCAAGAACAAGAACUGAUCGAUGUGAUGUGAUAUCGCAUCUCUCAAUCCGUAUUCUUGACAAUUAGAAUUCCAACUAAUGAUACACAUUAAUUCUAACAUGAGUGGAUGUAAUAUAUGUGUGAGUGUUUGAAUGACAUCUCUUGAUGUUUAUUUUGAUUUU